This is a messenger RNA of Lindgomyces ingoldianus, 694 nucleotides long. RefSeq lists its product as uncharacterized. NCBI's taxonomy places the organism in Eukaryota, Fungi, Ascomycota, Dothideomycetes, Pleosporales, Lindgomycetaceae. The record is from RefSeq and is a predicted model, not a curated record. The transcript has 2 exons. Bases 44 to 694 code for a protein of 216 amino acids.
AAUCGUUCAACACCAAAGCGCUGUCAAAUUGCCAGCAUUGACAAUGGAAGCGCCCUUGCCACCACGGUAUCACCCUAACGGAAUUAUUUGUCAUCGAGUUCAAAAACGCUCAAGAUAUGCUAAAGUAUGGUACCGGAACCAGGAGAGCUCUCCCUUCUUACGGCUGCCAGCCGAGAUCCGCUGCAUGAUUUACGAGCAUCUGCUUGGCGGCAAAACAAUCUAUGUCGAGUCGAGGGACAGGACAGCAGUAUUUAGGAAAUGUUUCCAAUGUGUCGUUUAUAGACAAGGCGUCAACCCAUUUAACGCACAACUACAAUGCGAGACAACACGACCACCUUUUGAAAAAUGUAUGACGCUUCUCAACGUUGCAUGCCGGCAGCUCUACAAGGAGACUGCUCUCCUACCUUACAGACGCAACACUUGGGCGUUUUCGAGUCGUCGUGUGUUUUUGGAUUUUGCCGGGUCGCGGGGCCCUCUUCCAUCUCCGCACCGAAGGUCUUUAAGGUCAUUAUUUCUGCGCGGAUUACCAGAAAAGCCCGACCUUAAGCCCCUCAUUGGUGUGAAGGUAAUAUGGUUGGAUUGUGGUCGCUGGAUUGAAAAGUACGAUGUCGAGACAGGUCAAAACACCCACCGCGCAGAGAAGACGACAGAAGAAAUUAAGAGGUUGCCAGAUGGGGAGCAUUGGGUUUGGUAA